GGUUGAAGUUGUGGAAGAGGAGAUGGUUUGUUUUGUCUAACUACUGUCUCUUUUACUAUAAAGACAGUAGGGAGGAAUGUGUGUUAGGGAGUCUUCCUCUCCCCAGCUAUAAGAUUUUAUUCUGCUCUCCAAGAGAGUGUAAAAACAGGAAGUAUGCUUUUAAGGUGGUUCAUCCGGGAAUGCGUUCAUACUUGCUCAGUGCUGAUACUCAGGAGGACAUGUUGGGUUGGGUCAGGGCACUCAGCCAAUCGGCAUGCAUGGAGACUGAUGACCUAAUCAACAGACGCUGCUCCAGCUAUCAUGACUUCUCUCAGAUAGGGGGCAGCACUGAGUCGUUGAACCCUCUCAAUGCGCACAGGACCCAGAACAAGCCAUCUCAUUGCACUGCAAGAAGUGUGGACAGGGUGGAUCACAGAUGCAGAGACAGAGCAACACACAGUUCUGAUACUCGAAUUCGGUCUCUGAGUUUGGACCGCACAGGUGAAGAUCACUUCCUAUGUCAGGGUUCAGGUCCAUCAAUCCCCAGAAGUCAUUAUGAGUCACACUCUCACAGCCCAGUAGGCAGAGUUAACCUACGACCUCAGGAGGCUCAUUCUGAUCAGCUGCCCCCCUUACCCCCCUCCAGAAUUAACCAUAAUCAUCCAGGUCCUCUCCAUCACAGCACUGCUUCUGGGUGCACGUUUCCAUCAAGUAUGUGUGAGAACGAGACACACACACUCACAGCACUACAGGGAGAUACAGACAUGGUUCUGACUUGUUUGUGUGGCUGUGACAAAGUACUACAGACUCUCUCUGUAGAACUGGAUCUCCUACAACAGGAUAAGGAACAUGCUGAGUUUGCCUUGGGCAUGUCUCGUAUAGAGCUGGGCAGAGGGCAGUUGAAUAAACAGUAUAUAUCCCAGAAGGCUCUGCUACAGGAGGAGCUGGUCACCAUCAGAGCCAGAAUGUGUGAUAUAUCACAGGAGAUGGAGAGGGUGUGGUUGGACUACAAGAGGAUGGAGAGUGAACUGUGUGUGUUUCGUUCUCACCUGCAGCAUAUUUGCCAUUUUGGACUUCCACAGGAACGCUCCCUGGCUCAGAAGCAGAUCUGGAUGAUGGAUGAUAUUCUGAGUGGUUUGAAGCCCAAUAAGAGUCGAUUUAAAGCACUGAUGGCUUUACACACACCAACAAUGUUUCCACUCCUUCACAACUCAUCCCACCAUCCAGAGGAAAGUGUGCACUUCUGGGGAGAGGAGUUAGAACCACCAGCUCGCCCCCCUUUGCCUCUGGAGUUGGACAGCAACAAAGACAGCAAAAAGCUGGGGCUUGAUUGGGCAGAGCCAAAUUACACACUGGUGUACAACCCUGCGACAAUGAACACACACUCUUCUACACAUACCAACACACACACAGCAGAAUCACAUUCUUUGUGUUUAGGGGAGGAGUCUGAUCAUUCUAAACAGAUGCUCUGGAGGUUGGAACAGAAAAAAAUGCAAAAUAAGAGGAACCGAAGUCCAGACAAUCAGAUGAGCAUAUCUGAUAAACCCCACCCACUUACUGAGUCCACUCCUGUGUGUGUGAUGUGUGUAAUGAAGGCAGAGCUUCCUUCAGCUCUCACUGCACAGAGAGUGUGUGUGAAGGAAUCAUACCCUGAGGAGGACAAAAUAAACACACUGAGUUAUAAACAAGAAGAUCAGCAUGAUACCAAUAAUGUUGAUGUCUCUGUUGUAAACAGAGAAGCUGAUUUAGUCAUGACAUCUGAACAAAGACACACAAAGCACAAACAAGUGGAACGCAUCAGAGAGCGAGUACCAAAGAGUGCUUUGAGACGGAGUGACUCUGCUCAUCCUUUGAAAUUCAUUGAUAUCAGAGGAUCUGGUCAAAGGUCUACAGACUCCCGACACACUGAUAGAGUUUGUGUCCAUGACAAUAUGUGGAUGAUUGAGAGUGAUGUACCUGAAGCACCACCCUCACUCAGUGACAUAAAGCCUUCAUCAACAAAUCACAUUUCAACACUCACGAUAAACAACCUUGUGACUGAGGAAACAGAUCAGAGUGGGAACUGCUCCACUUCUACCAAUCAGAGGGCAGAAUGGUUUCUCUCCACCAACCACUGGCAGGAGUUCAUUCCCCUCAACAUUCAGGAAGAGGAGCUUUCACCAAUCAAUCAGCAUUCAGACACAUCAACCAAUCAGGAUUCAGAGAUGUCAUCCAAUCAAACUCACUUUAGAGGAAAGUUGAACAUGACUACAUCAUUAGUUGCCAUGAAAACGCUUAAUCAAAACAAUCCUACACCCUCAGACCCUCUCUCCCAUCAACCAACAGGGACUUCCUCUGACAGUCACAUGACACAUUCUAACCACUUAGGAAGGGAGCUAUGCACUGAUGAGGAAAUUCCAUAUAAAGCUCCAAAAUCAGUCACUGUGGAUGAUAGGAGUGUAGUAGGUGGAGCCAAAGUCCAACAAUCAAACCUUUCCACCAUUCACAAUGCUGAUUCUCAUCUGUCUCUCAAUAAGCAAGCAUCAUUAGAAGUUGGGGGCAGUGACAGUGGAGUCAUGAGAGAAGAAGCAGCAAAAGAAACAGGAAGUGAUAUCGUGAUCAGUUCUAAAACUAAACAGCCAAUUUACAGUUGUUGGAGUAAGAACUCAGUAACCAAUCCCAGUGAUUCCUUUUGCAAACCGCGGGUUACCGUGGUGAGCACCAGCUUAUAGGGAGAGAUAAUUACAUAAUCUCAUCUCAUUAUCUCUAGCCGCUUUAUCCUUCUACAGGGUCGCAGGCAAGCUGGAGCCUAUCCCAGCUGACUACGGGCGAA
Molecule: messenger RNA, 2791 nt
Organism: Neoarius graeffei (lesser salmon catfish)
Lineage: Eukaryota; Metazoa; Chordata; Actinopteri; Siluriformes; Ariidae
Gene: plekha4
Exons: 19
Coding region: 180-2690 (836 amino acids)
Source: RefSeq, a predicted model, not a curated record